AUGGCCUCCUCUUCAGGAGGCGCUGAGGUAAAGGAGGUCAUAUAUUGUAUAAAUUGUCGACAGCAGAUUCAGCUUAGGCUUCACGUGAAAUGCUGCGAAUGUCCUGCUAUGAUUUGUGCAGAGUGUUUCUCUUACGGAUGUGAGGCGGGUCAGCAUGUUCGAGGUCAUAAUUAUGAAAUCUGCGAUCCGCUCGGUGGAAGAACUUUCGAUGUGAAAGGAAGUUGGGGGGCCAUCGAAGAGCGCAAGCUUCUAGCCGCUGCCUAUAGGUUCAAGUUAGGCAACUGGGGUGAGGUGACACGAUUAAUGGAGACAGAACGAUCCAUAAGUCAAGUGCAGGAAUAUUAUGAUCGCUUUUUCAUCCGUGGUCCCAUCGGACAAUUCGCUCUGAAACUGUUGAACUGGGAAGAGUCGAAGCGAGCAAUGCUUGCAGACGGGUCACUUGCAUAUAACUGCGAGGAUGAUCGUAUAACCUACUUAUUGAUGGCGAUGGAUGCGUACAAAGAAAGUAAGGAGAAGCUGGAUCCUUGUGAUGAAGAUCUCACAAAUAAAAUGGAUGCCAUCAUGCAGAACUACCUCUUCCGUCUGAAUCUGAACGAUGAACGACCUCAAUGUAACGAUCAGUCGGAGCUGUCUGAAUUGGUCGAUCUGGCUUUGAGCGAUGAUUCAUGCGAUCCUUCGGACUACGAUAUGGACAAGAAGGCGCCUGAUGAUGCUUAUUCAACGGGACUCGAACCGGAAAACGACAGCGAAGAGGAUGAUGGUAACAACCAUUCAGCGUCUCCAAGCAAAUCGACUAAAGCAGACCCAAAACCUUCGCGCAAGUCUUCACGCCCAUCUGUUGUCUUUAUGAGACCAGCCAAGAAGAAGAUAAGAUGUGGUCUUCGAAAAUCUACAUUAGAGAAGAAUGGGCGAGCAUCCAGAUAUCGAAGGGUUCAGGCAGAAAGUUCGUCAACUGAGGAUGACUCUGGAAGCGAAGAUGAAGUGGAGCCUAUGGAGACUGACCAAGCGUCUGUUGAUGAUACUCAGGAUUCGAUGCAUGGCUUGGAAAAGGAGGACACGACGGACGAGUGCACUGGCUCUGAUUCGGAGGAUCCAAAACAGGAACCUGCUAAAAAAUCUGCCACUCCAACGAGCUCUGCGGUACGCAAAAGAAGGCGGGCGAAAGUCGUUUCGAAGAAGGCCCGUCGUCUGAAGGAAUUCCAGAAGAGAAUGGCUCGAAUGACUAAAGCUGCUGAGAGAAGACUUAAUGAGUUGUCCGAACUGUGUCCGCUUGAGACGAUUCGAGAUUUACGUAACUCAAGGCCAGAUCUAGCGUUGUACACUAAUGACUACGUCGGCAGACCUAAAGUGCGCCAGAGUGAUAUGGAUAUGUUAGCAUACAAUGCAGCACGAGGAGAUUUUGAAUGGGAAUGGUACAACGAUGCUGAGCAGCUGAUUAGUCGGCUCAUGAUUCAGGAGUCAUCCGAUAAAGUGGAAGACCUUGAAAAUGAUAUCAAGUUCGCACGCAUUGAAAGGUAUUACCGCAUUCUCAAAACUAGAAAAGCGUAUCGUCGUGCUAUAGUGGAACAUGACAAGAUCUCAGAAUUCUUCAGAUUCAUGAUGAAUAUGACCAUGGAGAAACGCAAAGCCAGUCAAAUCCUUUCUCAGCGCCCUCCUCUGGAAAAACUACUAACUCGUGCACAGCAGUGCUUAACCAAGAAAGAGACUGAGGAUUUACGUACUCAUGUUGAAAAAGCUGAUGAACUUAUGGACAGAAUUGCUAAGCUCCAAGAAUUACAACGUAAUGGUGUACUAACUCUAAAAGAAGCCGUGCUCCUGGUGGUCGCACUGUGCUGGACUCGCUUUCUAAUGGACUCACUGCCAUCGUUGCUAUUCCUCAGCACGAUUGUUGAACUGUACUACAUAAAUGUGUUGGCAUGGACUCUGUUUCUCAAGAAAUUGUCAAGAUGCUAUGGAUCGCGGAACGCUCAAUCAAGACGAGGCCUUUUGUCUUGCUCACUUCAGUUUAACAUAGAAGAGCUUAUGCUCGUAGAGGAGGUAGUUGUCGACAACCUCGAAGGUCAACUAUCAUCGCCUUUGCUUUCGUUAAAAUUCCGUAGCCCACGAUCUGGUACUGCCACUCCGCUGCGACGUUUCCGGCACCGUGGACGGUUCGUCGGCCACAAUAAUGGAGGAGCUAUGGAGGAUUCUCAGCAAGGCUCGUCCGGUGAUAUGUCUUCAUCAUCACAGUCCUCUGGUAGCUGUCCUGUGAAUGUGGACGCUGUACUUGGUGCGAAUACCGUGGAAGACAUUGCUGAUACUCAUCCUGACUUCGCCCGUCUAUUACUUGACUGCUAUUCGGCUGGAUGUGACCUUGAGGAGUAUAAGCGAGAAUUUCAACGUUUGAAAAAUCUUCGAAUCAAGCGCCAAGGAGGAGUCAACCAGACCCUGAGCUUUUCACUUUUCCCUUCGGUGCCCUCCGAUUUGCCUGGUCACCUGUUUGUUCGAUUGCUCAAAUUUCAUUCGCUUUAUGAGGGUGCAUGCAGAAAAUAUUUGGCCGAUGUUGUCAAUAGAAGAGUGGAAGCAUCUCCAAGUUUCCCGUACGAUUUGUCGACCGUUGGGAUUCAAGAUCUCAUUCAAGGAGGGUCCUCCACAGAAUACUACAGUGCUGCAAGUGGAAGCCAGUCCGUUGCUGGUUCAUACGCCGGCUCUGAUGCUCAUUUCCUUGAUCCAUCCGAUGUGGCCCAAGGCACCUCGUCUGCUGUGGCGUAUUCUCCUGCUAGACAUAUGACAACGCCGAUUUCUGGAAUGGAAAGUGGACAGUCGUACAGUAACAUGUCUGCUCCACAUAGUCAACAUUAUCAGCAAAUGCCGAGCUCGUCUGGGAUGCAUGGCAUGGAUAAUAGAAGAAUGAUGACUUCUACACCCAUGAUCGGAGGCGUUGACUCGUCAGCUCAAGCUUCACCUUUUGCGACGCCAACGAAAAAACCUCGAGCUCGCCGGAAACCUGUCGCAGCUCCACAGGCUCAAGUCCAGGGACAACAGUCGAUGAUCCAAAGUCGCCAGAUGACUGCUACGCCAGUUCCUGGAUGGCAGCAACAUCAAGCCCAGUCAAAUAUGGCAAUGCAAGGGCAACCACUUCAUGUACAGAACAGAACCCUGAUGUCUGCAUCUGUUACACCGCUACAGAGACAACUAACGACGCCUGUUCCGGAUCACCGUGAGAUGAUGAGCGCCACGCCGUUACCCGGCUGGGCACCUCAUCAAGUAGGAAGUGGCAACAAUCAAGUAGAGCGCAGCCCUUUAGUUUCUUCGCUACCGCCACUAUCACAAUUCACCCCAAUACAACAGCCACAGGCUCGUCAAAUGAAAACGCCUUAUCCACCAUCCCAGAGCCGUCAACUGGUAACACCGGUAGCUCAUACUCAACAGCGUGCGAUGAGUACGAUUCCAUAUGAGCAGUCGUCUCACGUUUAUCCACAAUCACGCGAAAUGAUGACUCCAGUUCCUUUUGCUCAACCCGAAUCGGUUAAUGUUCCGUAUGCCCAGUCGCAGAAUAUCGGAACACAGAUGGGCUCCACAACAGGCGAGAUGUACCCACAGCAAAGUAUUCAAUAUCAGUGGUCAGAAGGCAGCUCAAUGGAUGUUUAUGGCCAGCAAGGACAAUUCGUGCAACAGCCCUCGUAUGGCCAACAAUCGCAGUUCAAUCAGCAGAUGAAUUCUGGAAGUCAGCAGCAGUUUGCUGGACAGUACAGUCAGCUGAUCCCUACCUACAGCACCCAGCCAGCGUGUGGAAUACAGAAUGCACAACUUACGCCAGGUUCAUUGCAAACUCAUCAGAUGCCCCGAAGUUGUGAUGUUGCUGGUGCUGUUCAUCCUCAGCAUGGGUCAGAUAUUGCACAUCAAGAUCAGCAAUCCGCUGCCAAUUUUGCUUCUGGAAUGAUGGACAUGGGUGUAUCGUCGAAUACGGGUGCUAUAGUGGAUCUUCUUCAGAGCAAUGAUCCGUUGGCAUCUGGUGAAACCUUGGAUGUCGUUCAAAGUGAUUACCCUGGCAUGGCAUCAGCAUCUAUUCCUAGUGCGCCGAUGAUCGAUCCAAUGUUAGAUGGCCAGAUUAGGACGUUUGAUAUCACUCAGUGUCCUCCCCCUCCACGUAAUGAUUCGGAGGCGACUGUUCCGGCACGAACGUCACCAAAUUCUUGUUCGCCAGGGCUAGCUGGAGACGAUGAUGCAAGCUCGCUAAUACCGAGCUUCUUCUAUCCCAAAGAGUUCGUUCAAAACGAUCUCAACGACUUGAGAAUAGAAGACUCGCCGAUUGAAAAGGGCCUUGUCAAUUGUCAACAUUUCCGUUUCGAUAUAAUCCUUGCGAUGAAACACCAUCGAAUCGGCAAAGAAGACUACGAACGUACUCUACAUGAGCUGGAUGAGAUGGAGAAGGAGAAGUGUGUUGGACCAUUAGGAGAUUUGUUGAUGAAGAGAUUAGGCCUCAAGCGGCAAGAACAAUAUAGCCAUGAUGGAAAGUUCAGUGUUGAUGAGCUCGUCGCUGCAUUCGCUGCAAACGCCACGAUUCAAGAAUCUGGUGCCAAAAUGCCGGAGCGUAGAAUGAGCUCAGAGUUGUUCAGUGAAUUCCUAGAUGACAUCACUCCAAUGCAGCCAAACACGAGCGCUGAUCAGUUCCACAUUCAAACUCAUCCUGAUUUACACCCAGUAUCUCCUGCUGCUGCUCCUCCUCCUUCACUAUCGAAGUCGACUGUUUUACAAUCAGGUGAUGCCAUGAACGAUCUUGGCUAUCUAUUGUCGGAUGAUGUCAUUGCUGAAUUCGAUUCAAUGUCUUCGUCGGCUCCUGCAGCAGUAAAGCCUGCAUCCGUUGGUGCGCCGACACCACUUGAGCGUAGUGAACCGUUGUCUGUUGGCGCUCCGGCAUCGUUUGCCCGCAGUGAACCUCUGUCAGUUGGUAGUCCUGCAAUCCGUAGAGAUGUCUUAUUCGAUAAACCGGGUGUGUCCGCGGACACCAGUAUUUUGCUCACGCCAGAUCUGAUUGAAGGAAAGGUCAGCGCUGAGACGUUUGCUCAAAAUGACAUGUCAAAUGCGGUGCUCACAUCGUCGUCGUCAAAUGUAAAAUCUGUGCAAUGCGGUCAGCCCGCGGCCCCUGCAGGUGACCCAUUCUCGCCUUCCGAUCUAGCUACUCGAGGAAACUCCACGAAAGAAUCGCUUUCCAAAACUCUUUCUUCCCAACCAGAAGAGCAAAUGCCGUCAACUGUUAAAGUAAACACAAUAUUCAGUGGUAAGGUAGCUCCGAGAAAGCCAUUUCCUGAAAACGAGUCCACUCCAAAGAAAUCGUUGGAAAUCGGAGCCCCUGCGCAAUCUGCACGCCGAUCGGACGCGUUUGCCAAUGAAAGCUAUGGAAAUUUGUCCCCUUUUGUCAUCAGUCCGGAGCCACUAUCAGACGAAGAAGAAUGGUGGAGGAAGGAUGACGAGACUCCGCCAAUGCUUGGAGGGACGCCGUUGAAGAUUAAGUCAGAUGCUAUUGACCUUAAAACCUCAAUCCUAGAAAGAACGUUGGAAAAUUCUAAACCUCUUGAUUUUGAGAUGCAGUCAAGUUCUGCCACGGAGUUGGAAGUAUCUGCCAAAGCUGCCGUUACAGUCACGAAGCGGUCACCAAAAAGAAGUGAGGAAAAGGAAACCAAGAAGGAGAUGGACCGAUUUUUGCAAUCGCCCUCGUCUUCGCAUCCAAUGCGUCUGAAAACCUCUGACGAAGACGAAGAUGAACGGAAGUCGAAGGUGGCAGAACAUGUGAAGAAACCACCGCGAAAAACUAACAGGAUCCUUUUCGGUUCGGAUUCGUCUUCUGAAGAUUCAGCAAAGGAAGAUGCUCUAAUAGCUCCGUCCACGUCUCGUGCUCAUCAAUCUGUUUCACUUCCGUCGUUGCCUCUUGUGUCUCGAAAGAAGUCCCAUUCCCCCCAUGAUCAUCAUUCACCGCGAUCGGGUAAGAAGAAAGGCAGGAAGUCUUCGUUGCCGUCGAGGCCGACGAAAGAAUCGAAAGAAGCUGUGCAGAAGUCCGGGUUGUCAAAAGUUGAACUAUCACGUGAAGUUCUGGCGAAGCAGAUCGCAGAGAUAAUUGAAGACGAACGAAGUAAACUGCCUCCAGAAGAGGCCAAAUUUCACAAAAGACCUUUAUCACCAGCAUCGUUAGAUGUUGUUAUUCAGGAUCUGAUGCAGCAUCACAUAUCGGAAGAUACUAGUCCGAACAGAGAGCUUUUUGCCUCGAAAUUGUUAGGAACAGAUAUCUUUUCAAAACUAUUCUUCCGCGCGGGGAAGUGCGUAUUUCGUCACUACGAAGAAUUGGAUGAUUUCAGAAGCAAAGAAAAAGGAAGAGGUCGCAGAAAAGGUGCAGCACGCAAGAGGGAUACAGAACUGUUGCGGGGAAUAAGAAAAUCUCGCGAAAUUCAGAAGUACAAAGAUGCUCUACGGGCGGCCAAGGAACCUUCUGAGGCCGAGAAAAGGGCUGCUGUUGAAAGAGCAAAGUUGGAGGCGAUGCCAUGGUUGGCGCGAUCUACUUUCAAACCAGAUGUUCAGCAAGGGACUUCUUCUAGAUUUGUUAUUCCGAAGAAAUCUAGUGGCAAUCGAAGUGGUGGGGAGAGUACCACAAGUCGCGCCACAAGUGAGACCAAACAGGAGACAAGUCGUCAAGUUGAUGUAGACGUGAAAUCCAGCCACCAUAAAGUUGAGGAGAGAGCCAGCGAACAUCACAAGAGCGGCUCAUCAAACGACAAGGGCAGCCUUUCUAGGCGCAGUCGGUCGCCACCACCUCAUUUAGUGGGAAUCAAGAGUGUACCUCGGAUACAUGAAGAACGUCUGGCCAAAGUGGAAUCACCCGUGUCGAGAAAAGUAGCAGAAGUUUCUGCUAGCUUCUCGUUUUAUUGGAUGCCCAGGUCUCACAAAGCAAAAGCAAAGCACACAUGGCCACUGAAAAGAUGGAGAUCUGCGUCUGCAGUUAUUGAAGAAGCAGUAGAGGUGCUUCCUGAUAGCGCACUGGAAGAGCAUCCAGAGGACGACUCUGUGUUCGAGGAUGUAAUGGAGGACGUCGAUAUAGCUGUCGACAGCUUUGCUGAAGUUCGCUUUGAAAAACCUCCUACUUCCAUGGAAAGUUCGAAUGCUUUUCCCACCACAUCGUUUGUUUCAGCAAGGGAGUCGGAACUGGCGGCAUUGGCUUUGCAAGAAGAAAUGUCGAGGAGCGAGCAGGGUUCACCUGAUGACCAGUACGAUGCAUUACGCUACCUCGCUGCUAUGCCUGAAUCAGAAUUUUCUGGUCACAGCGAUACCUAUGAACCAUCAACCUCUGUUAAAGUUGCGAAAAAGAGCUCAGCUCCCAAAAAUCUGAGUGCAGUCUUGGAAGUUCCUACGAAAGUGUUGCCAGUGGAGCAAUUGCGAAGGGAGGAAGCUCAUUUUGAGCAAGCGGACUGGAUCAGAAUGGAUCCGAUCACACAACCAUUCUACGGAACUGAAUUCGAUAACGAUCCUUGGCGACUUCCCUCUUCAAGUGCGCCUGCACUGACUUCGAGACAACCGACAGAAACUGUCCAAACCGCUGACGCAGUGCCUGGUGGGAACUCCUUGUAUUCAAGCCUUCAAGAAGAACUCGACACAAUUGUGAGGGACACUCUUGGAGAUACAUUGUACAGCCCCACAGCAAUAGGUGGCGCGCUUCCAAUCACUACGAAACCUGCUGUUGAGAAAUUUCAGUGGCCUAAGGCAGAUGUGCCUGUCCGAAGUUAUGCUCUUGACACCAUUCUUCCGCCACUAAUGUGUGAUAAAUCAAAGAUUGCUAUGUUGGACAUGUGUAGGUGCCAGCGUUGCACUACAAGGUGCGAGUACUUCUGCGACCAUGAAGAAUGGAAGUACCUCUACGAGUGUGCCAUAGCAUGUCGUAAAGAGCGAGAGGAAGCUGAACGGCGUCGCUUGCCCCCACCUGAUCGAGUUUGUUCGGAAACGUUCGAACUUUCAAAGAAAUCCGAAAAGAAGAGUGCCAAAUCUGUCUGGAAAGUGUGGCGGCGCACCUCUGAUCGCGGUCAGUUGAGCAUAAUCAGAGCUCCUUCCAACACCAGCGUUUUCACGAGAAAGCCAGCUGCUGAAAGCGCACAGGACCGUCGAUGGAUUUACCAACGUACUUCAGCGGCGCAGAAAUUUACCAGUGUGUCGGCUAAACGCGAAUACUGUGAGCUAAAACGUCUGCCAUGUUUGGAAAACUUGGUCGUGCUGCGAGAAGAGUUACAAUUUUGUGAGGAUCGUGAAAGUUUCUCGAGUUUUGCUUCACCAACGGUAACAGUGCUGCGCCAUGAAAAUGAAGCUCAAGCAAGUGCUCAGGCUAUCAUGCCGAUAUAUCAAGUCUCUUAUGAGAAAACCGCGAUGAGUAUAUUCUCGGCUCCAGUAGGCAUCGACCUUUACAAGGACGGAUCCUCCAUUGAAUACAAAACUUCAGUACCAAUACCGAGAACAGAAAUUUUUGGCACAGAAGUAGCCGAUCUUUCCGUAUCGUAUGAACAAGAGGAUGAUGCACUUUCAGCGAGAGCUACUAUCAAUGUCCCUCGUAAAACUUCUGCUUUAUUAAAUUCCACCUCGCAUAGUAUAGCAUUAAGUGAUCCUCAGUGGAUUGUGCAGAGAUCGGUGUGUUCGUCUGAAAUAUCCCUUCCGUAUCCUCGGCACGACGCCACUAUCUUGAGUUCUCGUCAGUCAAAUGUUGAGCGGAGAAGGGCUGAUGUGUCACUUUCCACCUCUGUGAAAUUACCAAUCCCGAGGAUAACGAAAUCUUCAUUUGCCUAUAGCUAUGUAGACGAAGGAUUGCAAGCAAGCGAACCCUCAGUGCAGGCUGAGAUAUCACUUCCACUUCCAGUGUCGGAUGUCACGUUUUACAGAUCCUCUCAACUGAGAGUUCGACGUAAGCGCGCAGGUGCUACGGCCAGCACAGAUAUCGUUCUUCCCAUCCCCCGCUCAGAAGCUUUCAUUCUGAGCGUCUAUGAAUUGGGAACAGAUCAGAAGCGAGAAGAUUCCCAGGCAGCGGUGGAUUUCUCUGUACCUCUACCUCGGGAGGAAAGCACAAUUUUGAAUAUCACUGAAGUGAAAUUUCAUCGACGUCGACAAGAUUUUGCAGAUAUCACCACGGGGGCAAUGCCUAUAGCGCGUAUGGAGUAUACUACCACUAAUAUACUAAAACUAACUGUGAAACGCAAGCGUGUUGGAUUCGCGGCUGCGUCCGACGCCGUUAUCACUAUUCCGCGUGUGUGUUUAGCUGCAUUUAGUGCAACUGAAGCAGAGUUUGCUCAUAUACGCGAGGAUUCUCUUGGAUGCUCUGAGAAGGUGGUCCCAAUCCCUCGAGAAGAAAGUACCAUUCUUAACUCACUUACUUUGAGAGUGAAACGCACAAAGAAGCCGAUUAUGGAACCCAUCCAUUACAGUCACCCAAUUCCCCGUGAAGAAGAUGCGAAAUUCGCUGUGUACGAUUUGACUGCACGACGUCUGAGAGCCAGUGAUGAGAAGGAGCUGUGCUAUGCGCAUCCUAUUCCACGUGUGUCCCAAACGGUCUGUACAAUCACAGCUCGAAGUUUUGACAUGGUAAAUCGUGAGGUGUAUGUAUUCGAUUCGAAUAAGGUGAUGAAUAUCGCUGCUGAAGAAGACACAUCCACCCAUAUCAUUGAUAUGAACAUUCAUCGUCUCCGUAAGGAACAGUUAUCCGUUGUCCAGCAGGUGACGAACUAUUCCGCUUGGGACCAGUAUGCGUUGGCCACACACUCGAGGAAGGACUCAUUCGAGAACGAACUGACUUCUGACGACGUCAGCAAAAGCAGUACUACUAUUGUUCCAAUUCCUCUUGAAGACGUUGAAGUGCUUCGAUUGUCGACAAUUAGAAUGUCGCGGAAAAGAAAACAUGAAGAAGAAUCCACCCUACUGGUGAAGAGAAUCAAGAUCGAAGAUCGAGCAGGACUGUUUAUUACAGACAAGAGCUUCACCAGUGACGCAAAUCGCAUUACCGAAGUCGUGUAUGUCAAGGAUCCGAGAUUGCCGCUGCAGUGCUCAAAUUCUUUCAUAGCACUAUCAAUCAAAUGGAGGUAUUUUGCUCAUCAGCAUAUGCCACACCUGGUGUUUUCCUCAUAUUUGACCACACAGUUCGCGACGUUACUUCAAAGGGUGUUUGCUGGAGGUGUGGAUCGUUGUACGAUUACAAUUAAUGAUCUGAACAAAUUAUUUGCAAAUAUGGAUGGAAGAUAUGAUUUGAGCGUUUUCACCGAUCCAAACAAAGUCAUGGCAACCUGUUCUGAUCCGUCGGGUCCAAUUUGGAAUCGCUUGAUGAAACUUCGUAUGCAGCGUAACUCUACAGAACUUCUUAAUCGUAAAGCAUUAGCACCACUGUAUAUAUUUCUGGGAAUGACGAAUCUUCCAAGAGUCGGGAAACCGUGGCGAAAAUGGUUGAAACCUCUCGAUGCCACCACGGAAUCGAGAAUUGGUUGUCAACUUGCUCUCUGUAUGCGAAUCCCGGAUAUUGUUGGAGUUGAUGAUAUGGAUCCAAAAUUGCAAGCUAUCAAAAUGUGGUGGACAUUCAUGAUGAUUCGUGGGACAUUGCCAUGGUAUAUCUAUCCCUGUUUUUCUCGUCGCCAACUAUUUCUUCUGGUUCGUCUUCUCGAAGCACUUGAGGAGGUGGAACGACCGCCUUUCUGCCUAUAUCCACCCAAGGUGUUUUUCAAAGCCGUUAAGAAAGUUCUGCGUCAUGCACGUAUGGAUCUUAUUCCGAAAGAUAUUUAUCAUCCCGAUAUAACAACCAUGGCUACUUUGCUGAAAUUGAAGCGUAAUAGAGUAUUUCACGUGGACCGUUCCUUACCCGAGCUGCUGUCACAUUGGAUGGACGACAUGAAUAAAAUUGAUGUUUAUCUGGCAGCCGAUGUGAAACUGAACACCAUGAAUUCUUCGAGUUUCCUGACUCAGAGUGAAUGGGCAUGGAUGAAUUUUGGUCAGGGUUGUGUCCCUGAUGGCAUUAAGUACGACCGAAAUGUCAAGGUGGAGGCUACAAUAGAACAGCUAACAGAAUGUCUUGCUGAUGUCAAUUUGCCGCUUGAGCAACGGAAACAGAUUUCUGUGUUGAGAACUGCCCUAGGCGCCUGGGCCAAAUAUGACAGUGGGCCUUCAAUAGAUCAGAUUCCUGUGGACAUAAUAAAUCCAUUCGCAUUGUCCGCAUCGUUGAUUGCCUUGUUGCCGAUGCCUGAAGGUUUUGUAGACGAGUGCUUCACGUUCCUUGAAAAGGUUUCGAAAAAGUCAAGCCAGCUACGCCAAAAUCCAGUAAAAAGAAGCACAAAAAACUCACUAAAUUGGAAAUGGAAACCAAGCGAAAGGCUGGCCGCCGUUGGGAAGCCUACAAGCGCUGGCACAAAGGCCAAUGGCAGAACGACGAUUAGUACACUGUUCGAGGAGUUUUGGCGAUCACCUAAGGAUUUUUCAACCAUUUCUGUUUUUAAUAAAGAAGAGAGCAUGACAUCAUAUUCACCCAAUUAUAAGAAUACCCAAGUAAGUGCAGAUAAAACACCAGAUGAGCUCGCCACGAAAUCUUCUACACCUCCUUCUAAGCUGGUACGCGAAAUGGCUAAACCUCCGUCUUCCCAUGGUGACGUGAAAGGUUCAAAAUCCACAAAACGGUUGCGCAAGCGGAAAGACCUUGCGGUUGGUGAGGCAAAGUCAGCAUCAGAGAUUAUGCGCCCAUUUAAAAGGUCGAAGCUCGAGAUGAGAAAACGCCGUCGAGCUAGAACAAGUGAUGAAGAUGGUCCUACGUCUGCAAAGCAACCAAUGGCGAAGAUUCCUGACUACCGCUCUUCGAAGUUGAGACACACCUUGGCCAGACGCGGCAUGGAAACAGAGAAAAUGGUCCAUGAAACUGUUUUAAGAGCGGCAGCUAUUGCGGCUGUUCAAGGCUCUGAUGCUCCCAUACCAUGUCGAAAAUCCGUGAAACGACCAGCCCGUGAAUACUCGUCUUCUGACGACUCUGAAGUCGUUCGACCUACCAAACCUAUUCGUGUUAAGAGAAGCCGCCCCGCGACUAUUUUUGAUGUGACAAACUUUGAAUGGGUCCUGGAAAUGUCACUACGACGUCCACGUGCAUUUGUUGGCCUUUAUAAGACAAUGAAAUGUCAGUACCGAGUGCUUGAAAAACGUAGAUGGGUGGAGAAGAAUCGUAAGCUGUACGAUAGAGCACAAUUCGAAAAGUUCUUGAAGGAGACUUCCCACUCUGAGGUUGAAAUGAUCGAGAAAACAAAGCUUCUGAAGGCAGAGAAAGACAUGGAGCUUGCGUUAGGAAUAAAACGAGCAGAAGCUGAGAGGAUGGCAAAAUUUGCUGUCAAAGAUCUGGCUCACUGGUACGGCAUGAGCGCUCGUUACGCAGUACAGGCGGAUGCGUUGGCCAAGAAGACACUAGAGGAAGCGAAAAUGCUCGACGUUGCAUUAGAGCGGCUCAAAAAGCAAGAGGAAGAGGCUGAGAAAGAGCGACAGAGGGCAGGCAAGGAGCUAGCCAUCGAGAAUUCUGUCUCAGCUACAUUGAAUUCGAUUGUGCAGACGAUUCAAGCCAAUGAAGAUCACGAGAUUGAGAACGAACUUAUGGAGGUGGCUGAUGUAAAGAAGACGUUGAUGGAUAUGAUCGUCCGUGUUGAAAAAGUUGGAGCGGACGAGCGUAAGCACCACCCGAAGAGUGAGACAACGGAACUCCGGUUGCCAAAGAUAUCAGAGUUUGAUGCAGAUGCAUCGAAGACGGCAACAUUUGUUCCAAUGUUCAUCGAUGAUGUCAAAGAUGACCAAAUUGGAUACGACGCGUCGCAGAACAGUGCAUUUGGUAGUAUAAUUUGCAUGGAUAGAUUGGACAAGGAAUUUAGUAAGUUAUCUGACAAUCGCAUUCCUCCGAUUAUUCACAUACAAAGUCACAUACCAAUAACGUCGGCUUUCAUAUCACUGAUUCUCAAAAUGAAUAUUCACUUCAAACCGCAAUUUCCUUUCGAACCACGUUUCAAGCGUCCUCGUCGUGUUGAUCGUGAACAGGACCUACUUCCUCCUGGAGAUUUUUCACCGUACAGUACUGAUGAGGAAUGGGAAGAGUACUAUGAAAAGAAGGAGCGUUUCGAGAAUCAUCACCCCACGAUGCAUCAGCUAUCGUGGAGCUCUUACGGCCGCGAUGAAGAAGAUGAUGAUGAAUGCAUCUCAGGCCCAGAAGGACAUCACCACUGCGAUUGCGUCGUUGCGUCUGAUCGCGCAAAGGAUUGGGUAUCGAAUCUGGCUACGAAGCUGACGCGUAGGUGCUACUCCGAAGAAGUGCUACCGAGCUCAGGUCUCUCUGUUUCCGUUCACCGUAAUCUGAUUCGUUGCCGUUCUGCGCUGUCAUGCCUAUCUUUGGAACAGUUACCGAUAUUGGAAGCGCCAAAAUCGGAUUCGUCACCUAAAGUAGCUGAAGAAAAGUCUGGUAAACAUCGAGAAAGGUCAUCGUCGUUGUCGCUACUGGUUUCGAAGUCGCACUCGUCAUCUCAUAAGCGUCACGCUUCUGUACCAAGAUCGUGGAAGCCGGCUAAACAUUGGGUGCGUGAUGACGUCCUACCAUCAAGUCUUAGUGAAUCAAGGCGUGAACGUUACAUGUACCCGAGAGCGUUGUACGGAUACCGCUGUCAUGUUUAUGGUUGCGCGGAGCUGCCUAGCGCCGAAUCACGACGAAAUCGUAGGCGAGGACAUCACGAAACGGACAUACCCGACCAGUGGAUCAAACGAGAUGAGAAACGUCGUUACGACUUCUUAAAAACGGCACGAUUUUGGUUGGAAGAUCGCACACAGCGUAAUAUUCCGGUGGUGUGGUGUGCCAGACCUGAUCGAUGUGAAUCUCAAUUGUCGCAACAGGAUGACUUUGACAUGGAGAAGGAGGAUCAGUACGGCGAAGUGAUACCAGCUACCGAACUACGUGAAUGCCCCCUGAAAUAUCCCAUUGCUGUAUAUAAUCCACCACCCACAUGGAAUAUGCCGAUGCAGUUGCCACAUAAUGAAAAACGCACCGAAGGCUCAUCGGAGCGGCUGGAGCAGUCUUCCUCUGAGCCAUCAGCGUUUCAACCAGUGCUGCAAAGACCGCAGCCGAUUGAUCUUAACGCGAUAGAGUUGGAUAUGCAAUCGGACGACGAGUCGGAUGACAAGAUGCCGAAUUGGCCGUUACUGAAGAAGCUUCGUGAUGCCGAACGUGAGUUACUAGCAGCCGGUAAUCCGAUUGCUAUUGAACGUCAAAAGAUGCGCGAGUACAAUCGUCAACUUCGCUCUGAGAUGGCUCUUGAACAAAGCCUACUUGAGGAACAAAUGCGUCAGAUGAAUCAACUUUAUCUGGAAUAUCUCGCUGCUCAGCAACUAAUUCUAGUACAGGGCGUUCCUGGCGGCAUCCAAACUGGCGAAGGAGUGGCAAUUGACGACAGCGCACUCAACCUUCCCCUUGUCAACGAACAGGAUCAAGUUAUUCCGAUUCCAGAUUGCAACCAAGGGGAAAGCUUGAUCGAAGUUUCGCAUCUUGAGUCCGAUGAAGUGAAUCGUGAAGUGUUGAAUGCUGCUUCAUCAGAAGUUGACAAGGAUGUACUAGUGCAGGUGGAGGAUGUACCAAUGCAGGUGGAUGACGAUUCUGAGUGUUCUCCAAAGCCGGACGUGCUGACUUCUGGUGACGGGAGUGGUGAUUCAACUUCUGGUGUGGAACAGGGAUCAGUCGAAUUAGCUGCAGUAGUUGAUCCGCUGGUGGCGGUCACAUCGUCUCCGAGCAUCGUCGUAACGCCAUCUCCUGGUGGGCAGACUAGGGUUUCCUCAGGCAUGGAGAAAUCAUCUGGAGGUGGUGGCUCUCAGUCAUCACCCGAGCUUUAG
Molecule: messenger RNA, 14874 nt
Organism: Ostertagia ostertagi
Lineage: Eukaryota; Metazoa; Nematoda; Chromadorea; Rhabditida; Trichostrongylidae
Source: the annotation of a GenBank genome assembly